Scatophagus argus is the source of this 8749-nucleotide messenger RNA. It is a transcript of the gene mtmr3, whose product is annotated as myotubularin related protein 3. Gene Ontology annotation, biological process: dephosphorylation; regulation of autophagy. The transcript is spliced from 21 exons. The record is from RefSeq and is a predicted model, not a curated record. Gene Ontology annotation, molecular function: metal ion binding; protein phosphatase binding; phosphatidylinositol-3,5-bisphosphate 3-phosphatase activity. The coding region runs from base 334 to 4077 and encodes 1247 amino acids. Lineage: Eukaryota; Metazoa; Chordata; Actinopteri; Scatophagidae.
CGUAACGUGUUCACGUAGGUUGUUGGGCUGGAGAAUUUGCGACGAUGGCGACGACGGAUCGGUGCUGGAAAGGGACGCAGUGAAGCUGGCCUCGGCUCGGAAUAUGACGAAUGUUUAUCUGUUAGAGGUGUAUUUGCUGCUUAGUAAUUGCACGGGCUUCCGAUGAAUCUUUGGCUUCCAACUUUUCAUCACUCCUUUCCCUAAUUUCCAUGUCUUACUUGUGAGAGUUUCCAAACAAGAUCAGCGGGUUUGCCCAUCAUCCGUAGCUGAUUGUCUGUGACCGAUCCAGGCCGGAGUUCCUUGUUGGUUGACCCACACUCCUUCACAGGGGCCAUGGAGGAGGAGGGGCAGCAGAGCUUGGAGCAUAUCCAGGCCAAUCAGAUCUUCCCUAAGAAGUCCCCUGUCCUAGAGGAGGAAAACAUGCAGGUGCCCUUUCCUGAGCUGCACGGGGAGUUCACAGAGUAUGUCGGGAGAGCAGAGGAUGCCAUCAUUGCAACGUCCAACUACCGCCUACACAUCAAGUUCAAAGAGUCCGUUGUCAAUGUUCCACUACAGCUCAUAGAGUGCGCGGAGUGUCGGGAUAUGUUCCAGCUUCAUGUCACCUGUAAAGACUGCAAAGUCAUCAGGUGUCAGUUCUCAACCUUUGAGCAGUGUCAGGAAUGGUUGAAACGCCUGAGCACAGUAGUGCGCCCUCCCUCUCGCCUGGAGGACCUCUUCUCCUUUGCCUUCCAUGCUUGGUGCAUGAAUGUAUACGCCGGCGAGAAGGAACAGCACGGCGAGCUGUGCAGACCAGGUGAACAUGUGACCUCCUGGUUCAAGAACGAGGUGGAGAGGAUGGGCUUUGACACUCAAAACGCCUGGAGGAUAACCGACAUCAACAGCAAGUUCAGGCUUUGCCCCAGCUAUCCUCAGCAGCUCCUGGUGCCAGCCUGGAUCACUGACAAGGAGCUGGAAAAUGUGGCAGCCUUCCGCUCCUGGAAGAGGUUCCCUGCUGUGGUUUAUAGGCACCAGACCACGGGGGCUGUGAUCGCCCGCUGCGGACAGCCAGAGGUCAGCUGGUGGGGUUGGAGGAACGCUGACGAUGAGCACCUGGUCCAGUCCAUCGCUAAGGCCUGUGCUGUAGACAGCAGCUCCCGUAAGCACCUUUCCAACGGCAGCUACACCAACGGCUCUGACCUGCCUGAUACUGACUUUGAAUCCUCCAUCACCAACAGUUCAGAGGUGGAAACGUUGGCCAUCCAGCCCCAGAAGUUACUGAUCCUGGAUGCCAGGUCUUAUGCUGCUGCUGUAGCUAACAGGGCCAAGGGGGGAGGCUGCGAAUGCCCAGAGUACUAUCCCAACUGUGAAGUGGUGUUUAUGGGCAUGGCUAACAUCCACUCCAUCCGCAAGAGUUUCCAGUCUCUGCGUUUCCUCUGCACUCAGAUGCCUGAUCCAGCCAACUGGCUUUCUGCACUGGAGAGCACCAAGUGGCUGCAGCAUCUGUCACUGCUGCUGAAGGCGGCACUGCUCGUGGUCAACGCUGUGAACCGAGACCACAGGCCCGUCCUGGUGCAUUGCUCUGAUGGCUGGGACCGCACACCUCAGAUUGUUGCUUUGUCCAAGCUGCUGCUGGACCCUUACUACCGCACUAUUGAGGGCUUUCAGGUUUUGGUGGAGACAGAGUGGCUGGAAUUUGGCCAUAAGUUUGCUGACCGCUGCGGCCAUGGAGAAAACUCUGAAGACCUGAACGAGCGCUGUCCCGUCUUCCUGCAGUGGCUGGACUGUGUCCAUCAACUACAGAGGCAGUUCCCGUGCUCCUUUGAGUUUAAUGAGGCUUUCCUGGUGAAACUGGUGCAGCACACCUACUCCUGUCUGUUCGGCACCUUCCUGUGUAACAGCGGCAAGGAGAGGGAGGACCGCCACAUUCAGGAGAGGACCUGUUCUGUCUGGUCGCUGCUCAGACCAGCCAACCGCACUCUGAGGAACAUGCUGUACUCCUCACACUCCGAGACUGUUCUUCAUCCGGUGUGUCAUGUACGCAACCUGAUGCUGUGGACGGCAGUCUACCUGCCCAGCUCCUCCCCCACCACCCCCUCUGAUGACUCUUGUGCUCCCUACCCUGUGCCCGGUGGCAACCCUGAGGACACGCCCCUGGCCAGACGCACAAAGACUCGCUCCUUUGACAACUUGCCCAGUGCAUGUGAGCUUGGAAGCUCUAUGGCUCCUAACCGCCGCUCCAGUGACCCAAGCCUCAAUGAGAAAUGGCAGGACCACCGACGUUCUCUGGAGCUCAACAUGGCAGUGGGGCCUGAGGGAGCGGGUAACCAGGAUCAGGAGGUGUUGCCUAAUGGAGUGGGGCCUUACCCAGACGGAGUGGACUCUAAGCUAGAUUACAGCGCCCAGCCCCCUAGCUCACACGCAGAGCUUGGACAGGGGGUCUCUGGAAGCCCAGCAGAAACAGGAGAGGAAGGAGAGGAGGCAGAGCUCUCUGUGGCGAUGGGUGUGGUCGAGGGCCAGAUGGAGAACAUCCUUCAGGAAGCCACAAAGGAGGAGGCAGGAGCAGAUGUUCAGAGAGAGGGAAGUGCUGCCAUCAUACAUGUCAUUAACACUGUUGACACAGAGGUGGAGACGCAAGGAGAAGCAAAAGCUGAGGAGGAUGAUCAGUGUGAUCAGGUCGAUGGGACUGAGAUCCAGAGAGAAGCAUUUGCUAAUGGCCACCAUCCAGCAAAUGGCGUAAUAGAGGCCGUGGAGGAUGAUGAGUCUCCCCCUCUACCCACACAGAAGGCAGAGGAGCUGAAUCAACAGGCAGCUGAGGUGGCUCAGACACCAGAUCAGGUGAUGCAGGCUGUAGGGAACUCUUCUGUACUAGAGGAGGAGCUUGCACAUGAACCCUGUAAGUCUGGCUCAGGUAAGCCAGAGCAGCCUGCAGCCCAUAGAACUAUAACUAACGGCUUUGUGGACAGAUCACCUGAACAGCCAGGUGUGGAUGAGGAGUCCUGCCCUGACUCAGUGUCCAACCACGGUGUGUUGGAGCCGGCGGAACAGGUGGAUAAGAGGGCUUCCCUGAUGGAGAGCUCCACAGAGACUUUAACUGAAGAGGCCUGCAGCAGGCUACCAGCACAGCCGCCUGUUUGUCCGAGUCGUCAGCCCUGCCUUGAUGGCAGGAGCCAGCUGCCGUGCUCCAGGAAAGAGAAGGGCCUAGAGACAGGCGAGCAUGGCUUUGUCAGAACUUUAAAUGGGGGCGGCAAGCAACCCUCUGUCAGUGCCUUUCAGUCUGGUAAUGCUGACCUCAGCAGGGACGGGCUUUAUAAUGGCGACAGCUCCGAAGGGGAACCCUGUGGAGGACCUCAUUGGACUAAAGGGAAUGGUGAAAGGGCCCCUCUGAGUCGACAGGUGUCCCUAGCAAGCUGCAACUCUCUGAUCCUCCAUCCACGAGGCACCUGUUCCCAGCACCGCUGGUGCCACACCAUGCUAAGCCGAGCAGCCAUCAGCCCAGAGCAGCCAUCCCGCAGCCAUCUGGACGACGAUGGACUGACGCUACACACAGAUGCCAUCCAGCAGAGGCUGAGGCAGAUCGAGGCGGGGCACCAGAUGGAGGUGGAGACUCUGAAGAAGCAGGUGCAGGAGCUGUGGAGCCGUCUGGAGAACCAGCAGCACAUCAGCUCCCACAGGAUCAACGGAGAUAUGGGAGACGAAGUGACCUCAAUGACAGACUCGGAGUACAACCUGGACCCCAACUGUUUGUCACGCUGCAGCACAGAGCUCUUCUCUGAGGCCAGCUGGGAGCAGGUGGACAAGCAGGACACUGAGGUGACUCGCUGGUUCCCAGACCAUUUGGCAGCCCAGUGUUAUGGCUGUGAAAGCAGGUUCUGGCUCGCCACCAGGAAGCAUCACUGCAGUGGCAGGGAGCCUGUCCAGGAGGUCUGGAACUGCGGUAACGUGUUCUGUGCCAGCUGCUGCGACCAGAAGAUCCCAGUGCCAAGCCAGCAGCUGUUCGAGCCCAGCCGUGUCUGUAAGAGCUGCUACAGCAGCCUGCAGCUCAGCCCAGCUCCCCUGGACCUGGAGCUGGAGAAACCCAUCACGGCCAGCUCCAACUGAGCUUCAGAGGAGCGGGACAGGGGAGAGAGAGGGGAGUCGGGCUGUAGCCGCCAUCCGCUGACAAAGGCGUACUGCUGAAGAAGAGCACAAGAGAUACACAGAAUGUCCCAUAUACUUUAUGUGUGUGUGCUGCAGAUAUGAAAUUCAAUGUGUAUAUACAGAGGACUAUGUGGCGGAGGAGCUGAAUGAUGUGUUUGUGUUUUGCCUAGCGCUCUGAACGGUGGGUGUGCACAAGGGCGGGUGGUGUGUGUAUGUGUGUCAGAGGCAAUUGCACAUGCACCCAGUGGAGGGUUUGUGGCAGCGACGGGACCGCACUCAGAGGCCUGAGGAGUGAGACUGAACAUACUGGCGCAUUGGACCAGGCGGGCAGACAAGGUCAUCCCACUGCGUUGCGGAAGUCUGUUGGAGGGCUUUGGUCAACUCAAUCAUUUCCCUCACCCAUCCUUGCUUCUCGUCAGACUUCAGUGUACCAUCAUCUCCCAGCUUGGACUUGUUCUUUUCUCUGGAGGAUGUAAGAUCAGGAGCAAUGUGGAAAAUCUCCUGGCAAUCAUAAGACAGUCCCUCAGCUUUAAUGUCUGGAAAGCUCAUGCACAUAAAUGUUGUUCAGGGAAAAGUGUAAAUGGCCAGUUCACCCAAAUUACCAAAGACACAUGCUUCCUCACUUGCCUCUAGUGGUUUCUAACCAAGCAUUUACAUGUCAUUUAUUUGCCCACUUUGUGAGAUCCCAUGUCUGAGAUGUCUGCUGCCAACCCAAUAUAGUGGAGGUGAAUUGAACAAGGGCUUCACCUAUUAUUGCCAUUAUCAGUAAAUCUGCAAAUCAUUGUAUCAUUUACACAAGCCACCAUUUUUCUGUAACACACCCCCGCAAAAAAAACCCCACAUUUGAGAAGCUGGAGCCAGAGAACCAGAGUUUGACAUUUUUCCCUGAAAUAAUUUAUAAUUUUCUGUAAUUUGACUGUUUGCUGUCUGUGGCUCACAGCACUGAACUCUGUGCUCCAGUGGUUUAGUAUGGAUCAAGCACUGAAAACUCUGAAUCUGCAUUUCCCAUAAUGCAACUUGAUAGCAUCUUUAAAUGAGAUCCUCCCUCCCCAAUGUUUUCUGAGGCCCGUGCAGGCUGCUUGGUUUAAAUUUUUGGUCUCCACACCCAAAGAUAGAUCACCCUGAAGACAGCACUGUGACAUCAUCAGUGUUGUUUUGAGUAAAGUCCUCUGGAGCCACAGAGGAUGUUAUGCAACAUUUUCACAGACUGGUCCGUACUGUCCAUGACUCUGGAUUAUCCAUAGUUUUGUUUGGGUGAACUGUCCCUUUAACAUACUCUGGGCUGGUUCUCAACUCGGUGUAUGUGCUUGUUUUGGUUUUGGAUGAGUUUUUAAUCAGCCUCUAACACAGAAUGGCAUUGAUGUGUGUACAUACAUACACAAUAUAUACAGCUAAUUGACAUGAGUUUGAGCUUUUGAGCUGAUGUUUAAGGUAUGUUGAGAUUGAGCCCAGAGUGCAGACGGAAGAAAAAUGCUGUUGGAAUUUUGAAAAUGGCUUUUGCCCAUAGUACAAUACUUGUUUGAGUCCUGACCACAGCGAGCAACUAACACCCCCUCCAUCAGUCCUGCAACAGGACUGAUUAGUGACCUAUAGGAAAGGCUUUAGAACACGUGAGCACGUUAAGAGCUGAUGGCGGCCACUCAGCUCAUCCACGCCUAUAGACUGUUAUUACUGCUGGGAGUGUAAGCUGAUGUGUUGUGGCGUUGUCAGUUUGGCUCAGACGCAGACUGUGUAAUCUCUCCUGUUAGCCGCACCUUCAUGCCCUUCACUCACAACAGCCCGCUUUUUCUUAUUUUUACCCAGCAGGCACUGGGAGCUGGACGUCUCGCUCACUUUUCAGUGCUCCAGUGGAAAUCACAAGUGAAGUUGUGAUUUUUUUUUAAUUAUUAUUAUUUUUUUUAAAAUUCACCUCACUUGUGAUCUCCACGUUGACUGGCUGAAACAUGGAGGAGAGCAGCGGCAGCAGAAAGGGCUCUUGGUGUUAUCAAAGUCUGUAACUCAACACAUGUCAGAGAAGCUUCUGAGAUGCCUACUCUGCCUAACACCCAUUCAAUGACCUCGCACGCAUCGCACACACACACAUACACAUUUUUUGUAAAAUAAAUGAAUAAAAUAAUAUAUUCAGAUACUUAUAUAGCAUUUAAGAAAAAUGUAUAGAAUCCUUGAAUAGUGGCUCACUUAAUUAGUCACCAAAAGUUUGUUUUUUUUAAAAUUUGUUUUCUUAUGUUAUUAAUGACAGAAAAAUGCAUCUAUUUUGCAACCUGUUGAAGGUAACAAGUGUGUGCGGGGUCCUUUUUUUUCAAUAGAGAAGCAGGGUGUCCUGUUUUGAUGCUGCAGUGGAUUCUCCCUUUUUCAUUUAUUUAUUAGGGUUUUGUUGUUGCAUUGCUGUUUGAAAUCCAGACAAUUCAGUUGCCACGGGAUAAUCAGUGUUUAUGAGAUGGGAAGUGAAAGAUUGUCCUGACCUGUGGCUACAGUGACGCUCGUCAUUUCCGUUUGGUACCAGCCGAUCGCAGCAGAAUUUGUGGAUGUAAUAAUAUCCAGAUAAAUUGUGGGUGGGUAAAGGGGUGGGGGGGUGAAGUCAGAGGUGUCAUGUAGCAUAAUGUGACCCGUGACGAUCACAUAAUGAGAAACGAGCGCAUCUGUAGCCAAUUUGAUGUCUAUGCACUGAGAGAACAGUGGUCCAAAACAAGCAGCCUGAACUCAAAAGAAAAGUCUGCCCCCUGAAGUCACACACACACACACACACACACGGACGUUACUCCUUUCAAACCCAUCUACAAACACUACCUCUACUUUGUACACACGCUCAUCCAUGCACACACAUUCACGCUGCAUGCUUCUAGUUGCUGAGUGACUCUCGAUUUCCCAAUUUAUGUAACUGAGAAUGGCCUUUGUUGUUAGGAUUGAAAAUCUGGAUUUUUUCUCUUAAUCAGCUGGAGCAUAAAGGUACCGCACACGGCCGCAGACUUUCAUUUUAACGAUGAUCAUAUUGUCGAGACUGCCAAUCUUUUCAUUGCUUGUUAUUCAGCUCACGUCACGUCAGCAGAGGGCCCACAUGUGCUGUUUUCAGCAGGAAAGGCCAGAUGGUCGCUGUGGUUCACCACAUGGGACGGCAACAUUUUGACCAUAGGAGGAAAUGCAUCAGUACAAGUGUGUGCCGGCAACGUGACAAUGUUUAAUCAUUCUGGAGACGUAUUGCUGAUCUUUUUGUUCUUGAUGGAUUUCAGUGUGGUAGUAGAGCUGGCAGAAGAAUGAGGUGUUUCAGGUGGUCGGAACAACAGCAGGCUUGAAGUGUGUGCUUUUCUCACUGCCGUCCUGUGGAGGUGGUGAAUGUGUUUAACCUGACAGCUCCACCUUUGUUCUUUCAAACAGAUUAGAGAACAAGGAAUCUGUUUGUCCCUUAUAGAUGAGACACUGUCUUUUCUGCCAGUUUAAUAUUCACAAAAACAAGAGGAACAGUCUUUUUGAAUUUAUUAGAGGAGAUUAAACUUUCUGCAUUAAAUGUGCAGCAGAUUCAAAUUUUAGUUUGAGCCUUUCUCUGAUCCAGUUCCUGUUUUCUCUUUAUCUAGAGACUUUGAUAGACUGAAAUACUGAUCUGCAACCAGAAUGUUGUCUUUACAUGUUUGACUGGUGAUGUGAAGCUGGCCUGUAAUCCUAGAUCAGUCCUAUCAACUUAAUAUAUGAUUUAUUCCAGGCUUCACCCAUAAUGAUGGCUCUAUGUCCUAAACGUUGAAAGGAAAUGAACACUUUGUAAUUCAUGAGCUCUUCAACACAAAUGUCAACAAAGGACUGUCUAAAUGAGAUGUGUAAUGUCCCUUUAACAGCCCAGUCUGACGCCAAAGUUCUUUCCGUUUCCCCAGAGGCACGCUUGACAGCGGGCAGCAUGAAUCCUAACUCUGUAUUUUCACCACCAUCACAGGCAUGUGAGGCACCAAGCUUCUUGUUCAUUUAUCCAUUAAUGUGAAUUGUCUAAAAAAAAAAAAAAAAAAAAAAAGGCUAUAUUUGCACAUGACAUCAAGUAGACACUGCCACAGAGUGCAUCAAAAUAAAGCUGAAAGUGUGCUGUGCUUUUCAGUAUUGUAACGAGCAUUAUGGUGGGUGGUUGUACGCGUAUGGGAGGGUUGGGUCAUGUGGUGAACGGGUUAUCAGUUGACACACAUGUUGCCAGGGUGAUUCCCUGUUGUGUCCCCCCCACCAAGAAGUUCUCUUGGUCUGCAUAUGUUGUAUUUCUCUCUGCUCACGCUGACUUGCUCCAUCAGAGGCGUCGCUGCUAUGGCCCAGUAAUCACGUUGACAUGAGUGUGAAUGAGGUGAAUGCACUGAGCGUUGGUGUGACCGUGUGUGUGAGAGAGAGAGUGUGAGUGUCUCUUUUGGUGGAGACUGGUGCCAAGCAGUUUUAUUACGGGUCUCUCACAAAGGGAUCACUCGUGCUUUUGUUUGAUUCCCCCUCCCCUUCUGUUUGAUAAGCACUUUGAACCUUCUCAUGUCUGUCAGAGGAGUGUGUAGCUGUACAUAGCAAUUUCCUGUAACAACAAGUGCUCCUUGUUCAGUCUGAAUAUUUUGUUUUGUUGGAUUUACUUUAGAGAGCAUUACAUUGUUGUAGAAUUAAAGGAAAAAUAAACUAGAUAAACGUA